CUUCUCCCCUCGGGGAGGCCAGGCAGGAGGAGGAGGAGAAGGAGCCGCACCGCUCGCCCCUUGUCACAUCGCAUCCAUUGGCCGCGUGUGCACGGGAGCGCGGCGCCCAGCCAGCCAGCCUUCUCCUCUCUCCCUCCCUCCCUCCCCAGCAAGUUGUAAGGAGGCGUCGAAUCCCUUCGCUUUCUCUCUCUCUCUCUCUCUUUCCUUCCCUCCACCUCCACCACUUCCAACUUUUCCCAGUGUUGCUGCUCAGCGCUACUACGGAGAGAAAGCCAUGACGGAUUACAAAAGCCGCGGCGAAGGGCGCAGCCGAGCCAGCCCUUCUGAACUGAGCCUGAGGUAGUAGCCGAGGGCAGAGGAAGAGACAGACGAGGAGGAGGGUCAAGGAAGGAAGGAAGGGAAAGGAGGGAAGAGGGCCUCCGCCUGGCGCCAGGGACCCCCAAGACGCCGACACAGCCAAAUGAAUUAAGAGUUGCUGAUUAUGCCUCGAAGUCCAACAUCAAGUGAAGAUGAGAUGGCUCAGAGUUUUUCAGAUUAUUCAGUGGAAUCUGAGUCAGACAGCUCCAAAGAAGAAACCAUUUAUGAUACUAUCCGGGCCACGGCAGAAAAGCCAAGCAGGAGGAUGGAGGAUGCCCAGAACAACACAUUGGUGAUAAGGAUUAUAAUACCUGACCUACAGCAGACGAAAUGUAUUAGAUUCAAUCCUGAAGCUUCAGUGUGGGUAGCAAAACAACGAAUUCUUUGCACAUUGAAUCAAAGUUUGAAAGAUGUUCUCAAUUAUGGCUUGUUCCAGCCUGCAAACAAUGGGAGAGAUGGGAAAUUUUUGGAUGAGGAACGCCUACUUAUGGAAUAUCCUCAACCUGUUAAUAAGGGAGUUCCAUCCUUGGAGUUUCGAUACAAGAAGAGGGUAUACAGACAAUUGAAUCUUGAUGAAAAGCAGUUAGCUAAGCUUCAUACAAAGGCAAAUUUUCGAAAAUUUAUGGACCAUGUUCAUCACCUUUCAGUAGAAAAAUUAACAAAGAUGUUGGACCGAGGACUUGAUCCAAACUAUCAUGACUUAGAAACUGGAGAAACCCCACUAACGUUGGCAGCUCAACUUAACAAUAGUGUUGAAGUGAUCAAAGCUCUGAAAAAUGGAGGAGCCCAUUUAGAUUUCAGAGCCAAAGAUGGAAUGACAGCAUUACACAAAGCAGCUAGAGCCAAGAACCAAAUCAUUUUGAAGACUCUGUUAGAGCUUGGAGCAUCUCCCAACUACAAGGAUAGCUGUGGACUGACUCCACUGUAUCACACUGCUGUUGUUGGAGGAGAUCCAUAUUGUUGUGAGCUAUUACUUCAUGAACAUGCUACUGUUGGUUGCAAGGAUGAAAAUGGAUGGCAAGAGAUUCACCAGGCUUGUCGAUACGGACAUGUCCAGCAUUUAGAACAUUUUCUGUUUUAUGGAGCCGACAUGGGAGCACAAAAUGCUUCUGGAAAUACAGCAUUGCAUAUUUGUGCACUUUACAAUCAGGACAGCUGUGCAAGAGUUUUGUUGUUACGAGGAGCCAAUAAGGAAUUAAAGAACUAUAAUAGCCAGUCUCCAUUUCAGGUGGCUAUAAUUGCUGGAAAUUUUGAGCUUGGUGAAUACAUCAAGAAUCAUAAGGAAACUGAUAUUGUGCCAUUUAGAGAGGCUCCUACCUACUCAAAUAGAAGACGGAGGCCACAAAGCACUUUGGCAACACCUCGUGUCUUGCUUCGAUCCAACAGCGAUAACAAUCUGAACGUCAACGUUCCUGCCUGGUCAGCCUCCUCUUUAGCUUCUUCACACCGUAGCCUUUCGCCUCACCUACUGCAGCAGAUGCAGAAUAAUCCCAAUGGAACUGUGAGAACAGUUGGGAGCUACACUUCAUCUUCUCGGAGCCGCUCACCAUCAUUAAAUAGGUUAGGAGAGGAUGCAAAACGGCAGCAACACCGGCAUGUCAGUGCCAGCUAUAACCCCAGUGCCAACAAAGAUGCUAUAUCUGCCUUGGAAUAUCAGGGUCCCAAACGCAAACUUUAUAGUGCUGUACCUGGAAGACUGUUUAUUGUCGCGAAGCCAUAUCAACCUCAAGGAGAUGGGGAAAUUCAUUUGCAUAAAGGGGACAGGGUAAAAGUUUUGAGCAUUGGCGAAGGUGGCUUCUGGGAAGGCAGCACUCGAGGACAUAUUGGAUGGUUUCCUGCAGAAUGUGUUGAGGAAGUGCAAUGUAAACCUAAUGAAAGCAAACCAGAAACUCGAGCUGAUAGAACAAAGAAAUUGUUUAGACACUAUACUGUUGGAUCAUAUGACAGCUUUGAUGCUUUAAGAAGAGAGAGAGAAGAAACGGAUAUGCCUUUUAGAACACCAUCUCUUUUCAAGAAUGGAGGCGAUUUUUUAAAGAGGAAAAGUGACUGCAUUAUAGAAGAAAAGGCAGUGGUCCUGCAGAAAAAAGACAAUGAAGGAUUUGGGUUUGUGCUCAGAGGAGCUAAAGCUGAUACACCUAUUGAAGAAUUCACCCCAACUCCAGCCUUUCCUGCUCUGCAGUACCUGGAAUCAGUGGAUGAAGGCGGGGUAGCAUGGCAAGCUGGCCUGAGGACAGGAGACUUUUUGAUCGAGGUUAAUAAUGAAAAUGUAGUAAAGGUUGGCCACAGGCAGGUGGUAAACAUGAUUCGGCAAGGAGGCAAUCACUUAGUACUUAAAGUUGUCACAGUAACCAGGAAUCUUGAUCCAGAUGACACAGCCAGAAAGAAAGCCCCUCCACCUCCAAAGCGGGCUCCAACCACUGCACUGACCUUGCGGUCUAAGUCAAUGACCUCAGAGCUUGAAGAGCUUGCUUCAGUACGGAAGAAGAAGGAUAUUUUCCCUUCACAUUUUGAAGGUUUGAAGAAGAGGAUUGUUUUUCGAGUCACACUAAAUAAAGUCGAUGAAAUAGUACCAGUUUCCAAGCCAUUAAGAAUUCAUGACAAUGCAGCUGUGGACUCCAGAGUGGCAACAAUUAAGCAACGCCCUUCUAGUAGAUGUUUUCCCCCAGCGACAGAUAUGAAUUCCAUGUAUGAAAGACAAGGAAUUGCUGUGAUGCCACCUACGGUACCUGGGAGUAUACAAGGCCCAUUCCUGGGCGUACCACGAGGUACAGUAAGGAGACAAAAAUCAAUAGGGAUAACAGAGGAAGAACGGCAAUUUUUGGCUCCCCCCAUGCUAAAAUUUACUAGAAGUCUAUCCAUGCCAGACACCUCUGAAGAUAUCCCUCCACCACCACAGUCUUUACCUCCAUCACCACCUCCUCCUUCUCUUUACAACUCUCCCAAAUCUCCAAUGGCUAGAAUAUAUGGAACAAUUAAGCCUGCGUUUAAUCAGAAUUCAGGUACAAAGAUAGCUAUUUCAGGUAGAUUUGAAAAUAUGGGGACAGUGAUAAGGGACAAAGGCAUAUAUUACCGGAGAGAGAUGGAUCGUUAUUCUCUAGAUUCUGAGGACUUAUAUAGCAGGAAUGCCGCAACUCAGGCAAGCUUCAGAAACAAGAGAGGUCAGAUGCCGGAAAAUCCAUACUCUGAAGUUGGAAAAAUAGGAAACAAAGCAGUGUAUGUCCCAGCCAAACCAGCGAGACGGAAGGGAAUGCUAGUGAAGCAAUCUAAUGUUGAGGAUAGUCCAGAAAAAAUCUGCUCCAUUCCAAUUCCCACCAUCAUUGUUAAAGAACCAUCUACCAGCAGUAGUGGGAAAAGUAGUCAAGGAAGCAGCAUGGAAAUUGACCCACAAUCUUCAGAGCAACCAGGACAGCUCAGACCUGAAGAUAACUUGACUGUCAGUCCAUUUGCAGCAGCCAUUGCUGGAGCAGUGAGGGACAGGGAGAAAAGAUUAGAAGCCAGGCGUAACUCUCCAGCAUUCCUCUCCACAGAUUUGGGAGAUGAGGAUGUUGGUCUAACACCUCCAACACCACGUAUGAGACAGUCUAAGUUUAGUGAUGAUGGCAUGUUUAGUAAUGAAGACAGUUUUAGGCAACUUGUAUCACAGUCUCCUAUCCCAGCACCUAGAGAAUCUGAAAAUAUUUUCAAUAGUAAUGAAUUGAGUAAUCAGAAUGAUGCAAGGAUACCAAAUUCUUCAGGCCAAACACCAGUGGGUUCGGAAAACAAUGCAUUGGCAACUCAGGAUGCUGGUAUGUCCAGUUUGGAUAACUAUGUUCAUCCACUCACAGGGAAAUUACUAGAUCCAAAUUCACCUUUAGCCCUUGCCCUUUCAGCCAGAGAUAGAGCGAUGAAAGAGCAAACCCAGCAAAUUCCAGGAAAAGGAGAAUCUGGCAAAGCGGACCUUAAUAAACCCCUUUAUAUUGAUACAAAGAUGAGAUCCAAUAUUGAAACUUCAUUUCCAGUGACAGCUACCGUUGCUAGGCAAAAUACACGUGGUCCUCUGAGAAGGCAGGAAACGGAGAACAAAUAUGAAACAGAUAUGUCAAAAGAGAGGAGGCCAGAAGAAAAGAAGAACAUGCUGAUAAACAUUAUGGAUACCUCACAGCAGAAGUCAGCUGGUUUGCUUAUGGUUCAUACAGUAGACACAACACAAUCCAGUGAUAUUCCUGAAAAUGAAGAUGAAAAUGUUGAAACAGAUGUAAAUACUGAAAAAACUCCACCAGAAACCCAGGAAAGUACAGGAACAGUAGAAAGUGGACUGGAUGCUGCUGCCAUGCCUCAGCCACCUGCAUCUCCCUGCAAAACUAUUGUAGCCGUUGGAUCUGUUGAUGAGCCCGUUAUUUUGCCAUUCCGCAUCCCUCCACCUCCUUUAGCAUCUGUUGAUCUUGAUGAAGAUUUCAUCUUUACUGAGCCAUUACCUCCUCCUUUAGAAUUUGCAAACAGUUUUGAUAUCCCUGAUGACCAUGUAGUCCCAGGCUCUGCACUAGCAGAAUUGCUGAAACAGAGAAAAAAUGGAACUCCUUCAGCUUCAUUCAACCCUAUUCAGCCCUCAGAUUCAAUAGACAGUAAGAAACCAGUGGGUCUUUCAAACUGUUUGCCUGCCUCUUUUUUACCACCCCCUGAAAAUUUUGAUAAUGUCACUGACUCUGGGAUUGAAGAGGUGGACAGUCGAAGCGGUAGUGACCAUCACCUAGAGACAACCAGCACUAUCUCAACUGUGUCCAGCAUCUCUACCUUGUCUUCUGAAGGUGGUGAGAACUUGGAUACUUGUACUGUCUAUGCAGAUGGGCAAACAUUUCUGGUGGACAAACCUCCAGUACCUCCUAAGCCAAAAAUGAAGCCCAUAAUCAACAAAAGCAAUGCACUUUACAAGGAUGCGCUCAUUGAAGAAACUGUAGAUAGUUUUGUUAUUCCUCCACCUGCUCCACCCCCACCUCCUAUUAGCACACAGCCUGGUAUGACUAAAGUUGGACAGCAAAGGACUUCUAAGCUAUGGGGUGAUGUAACAGAAAUUAAAAGCCCAGUUCUCUCAGGCCCAAAGGCUAAUGUUAUUAGUGAAUUGAACUCAAUACUACAACAGAUGAACAGAGAUAAAUCCUCAAAGCCAGGAGAAGGAUUGGAGUCGCCUACAGGAACAAAAGCUGCAAGUCUUAGUACAAGGAGCACAGAAGUCAUGAGCACGGUCUCAGGUACUCGGAGUUCAACCAUCACGUUUACUGUCCGGCCUGGGACUAGCCAGCCCAUCACGCUGCAGAGUCGAUCCCCAGACUAUGAUAGUAGGACAUCAGGAGCAAGGCAUGCUCCAAGCCCGGUGGCUUCACCAACAGAGAUAAGUAAAGACAUCUUGCCGGCUCCUCUGACAGCUGCUGCUCCAGUUGCAUCUCCUUCUCCAACCCUUUCUGAUGUUUUUAGCCUACCCAGCCAGCCUCCUUCGGGCGACCUCUUUGCUUUGAACACAGGGCGCAGCAGGUCUCCUUCUCCCUCCAUAUUGCAACAGCCAAUCUCAAAUAAACCUUUUACAACUAAGCCUGUCCACCUGUGGACUAAACCAGAUGUGGCAGAUUGGUUGGAAAGUUUAAACUUAGGUGAACAUAAAGAGACAUUUAUGGAUAAUGAAAUAGAUGGCACUCACUUACCAAACCUUCAGAAGGAAGACUUGAUAGACCUUGGAGUGACUAGAGUUGGCCACAGGAUGAACAUAGAAAGAGCCUUGAAACAGCUGUUGGACAGAUAAGAACGGCUGCUCUUGCCUCACAAACCUUUGUUAUAAAUAGAGAUAGGCUGGUACUGAAACACCCCAAAUGCCUUGGCUCCCCAAGAGUACCACCAAUUUAAUGCAUCAGUCAGUCCCUGUAGUUUCUGAUUUGCAGCAAUGCAGAUUGUAAGUUUAGUAUCCAGGAGCAACCUCAGGUAAAUUCACAUUAAUGGGACCAUAUAUAUUAAAAGGGGAGGGGGGAAGUAGAAGGAAUAAGGAAAGUAAAUCGUUGCUAACUUGAUGAACCAUGCUGAUUUUUUUUCUCCUUUUACUGUGCUGGGAGGGCACACAUACACGCAACAUAUAUCCUUUUCCAUAUUCGUGAAAUUAUUUCCAGUCCUCCGGAAUGCCUUUCUGCUUGAACAACAAUGUUCUAGUUUCCUUUUGGUUUGAAACUCACAGGUGUGUGUCCCUUCACAAUGAAGUCUUGUGCUCAGCACUUUUUGCAGUCUCUGCUUCCCUCACCACUGCACUUGACCAUUACACUAGUGCCCAUGCACCUGUAAGUUGACUUCUCGGUGGAUUUUCCCAUUCUGAUUUCCAGUUCUUCCCACUGAUGUUUCAUACUAACCUUCAAGUUUUCAGAAUGUAUUACUGCAUUUAAUUAAACACAGCAUUCAUACAGCCAGAGAUUUCAAAUAUUCCUUUGUGACAUCUUUUUGACCAGAUUAUGAUGUUUCUUGGUAAUGAAAGUAGUUCUUGUCUUCCAGUGAAUCUGUGUUGCCUAAACCUAAGUCUUUGUUUUUCCAUUUAUGUUUAGCGUGUUCCAAAGUUGCAAGAUAACUUUCAAGCAUGCUUCCUUUCCAUAUAUACAAAAGUAAAACCUGUGGAGGCUACCUAAGAAAUCUGUCCUAGCUAUCUGAAAAGGAAAUAAACAUGUUUAAAGCUUGCAAUAAAAGACAUUGGUUGUAGGGCGAUACUUCAGUUUAGAUGUAUUCAGAUGCUUAUAUGUUGGAUUUGGAUGACAGAUUGGUAUUUUAAUGUGGCAUUUACUGUCACUUUUUCAAAGUAGUAAAUACUAUUAAAUCUGUUUUCUUCCACCUUUCUGUCCUGUAAUCACUCUGAAAAUAUGGAACCAGAGAUAUGUAGCAGGAAAGAACUUUUACAGGUUUCUAGUAUUAAAGAAGUGAACAUUUCUUACAAUGCUGCAAUUCAGAGAUCCUCUCAUAUGAGUGGGACAUUUUCCCACUACUACCCCAUACCUACUUAGGCAAUCCCUCAUUGUCCAAGUAUGAGGGCCCUCCAAAUGUGAUGUCUUGAUGGUGGAUUCAUAGGUGGCUUCCUCUUAUAUGUCCUCCAAAGAGUGGACCAGCACCAGGUCAAGGCAGGGGCAGCUAAUACCAUUCAAUGUCCUUGACUGACAGAGGUAGUUCCUGCUGUUGAUUUCUCUGCUCUCCUUGCUCCCUGCCCUGCACAAUUAGUCCCACUGCUUUAAGAGGAUUUCAUCUAGAGAAACUCAUUUUUAUGUAUAGAUUGCUCUUGCUGGAUCAAAAUGCUCAUGGGUGGCAUGAAGCCCAAUCACAGCUAUGAUCCAAAAAGCCAUAAGAACCAAAUACUGCUUCUGCGGACUGUAUGUAGGUGCACAAACUCUGGCACAAGCUAUUGUUGCAAUUCAUUGUGUGCAGAGGGGGCUUAUCCAGCUUGAAGAGGAUCUUUGGAUGCAAACUAACCACUCUCACUUACAUGAGAAAACUUACCCUUGCUGAGGCCACCCAGCAAAAGCUUGUUUUCACAUGUAGGAGUGCAUCUUUAGGUCUUUGGUUGGGUCUCUUGGUGUUUAACAGUUAUUUCUUGUGUUCAUAAAGAAACAACAUUAACAUGUAAAAUAUUGUGUAUGUUUUCAGAAUUGGUUUUAUGAAAACAAUGGGUCGCUGUUAUCAUGGGUCUCUGAUACCAGGGACACCUUUUCUGAUAAUCAAGAAUCUAAUAACUGGAAUCAAUGUUUUUCUAAAAUUUUUAAAAAUCCAGCAAUUCCAUUUCUCCAUUACCAAAUGGACUAGAGCAACAUUUCAAGAGAACAUUCUCAUUUUCAGGAGAUGUGUUGAAACAAAGAUAACAAGUUAACAGGGGAUUUUAUCAAAAAUAUAUUGAUUUAUUAUGGAGAUCAGAAUGCAUAAUUUGAAAGGUAAUCUUUUAUGGUAAGAAUUUGGUAAUGUUUAUGAAGAUUGACGCUAUCAAUGUAUGCUCUCCCCCAUCCUGAGUAAUGUUUCAGAAAUGUGGUUCUCAGCUGCACAAAAGCUUUAGCCUUCAUUAUAGCACUAAGUGACAUCUGAUUGGUUGCUCAAAUAUCAUGAAUUUUAAUUUUUAAAAGGCCUCCUAUUUUUGGCAGGCAUCUACCACACAUUCUAUCCUUCUUCAUUCCUUUCCAUGUUCCAGCCUAUCUCUAAUUAUACUUUUGUUUUCUCACAACCAAGUGUCUAAUUAGGUCUGCAACAGCCCUAGAAGUAGUACAUAAAGUUUAGCAAUUUCAAUAUCUUUCGUUAUUGCAAGUUUAAAUAGUUGUACAGCUAGUUUAUAAGCACAAUAUUUUAAGAAUAUAAGUGGCUGGUCUACUGGGCAGCCUUUGUGCCACUUCAAUGCUAGAAAUUAAAAAAAAUAAAACUUUUGUGGUUUACUACUAUUUCUGUGGAAUAAUUUUUAAGUUUGGACCUUUUUAAAUCAACCUCAUUUGGAUGCAUCUGAACCAGCAGAGCUGUGUUAUAUUUUCUAUCUUUGCUAGAACUUCUUCAGAAGAUGCGUCUUUCUUCAAACAUGGUUACAAUUAACAAUGCAGUGGUUAAUUCUGAAACGCUAAUAUUCAUCUCUCUCUCUCGCUCGCUCUUCCUUCUACCCCACUCCCGGCAAAAACUGGUCUUUUGACUUAACAGCUGUUGUCCCACGCUUUGCAGGUUUUUAUUUGCAUUUGAAAGUUCCACGUAACCUUGUAAUUAAAAUCUAGUGGAAAUGUAAAAGGACUGAGAUUUCCAUAAUUACAUAGAUUUUUAUGGAGACGAUGACAUUCACAUUUUCAGUGGCUACAAAAAGCCAUCAAAUAAUUGGGAGGGGGGAGUGUAUACAAAACAAAAAGAGAAAUCAGCCAUCAUUGUCUUCCAUUUGGUGAUAUUACAGAAUUCAGUAAAUAAACCAUGAACGCCAUGAUACUUUUUGUUUCUUUGGAUGCAGUUGGUGUUACCUCUAUAAUACGUGCCAGGAAAUACAUUAAAACUAAUGAUAGGAAAAGAAAACAGGAAAGAAAUACUUUUAAGCUGAUGUUAUUCAUAACCUUUUACUCUUCAAUAUUGAUGAUGUACACAAAGUUACAGGUGAUGGCAAUCCCUUCCUUAAAGGGGACCUCUUACAUAUGUUAUCUUAUUUCAGGCACUUAAAUAGUGGGUACAUUAUAGUAGAGAAGAGAUUUAAACAUCAAAGAGCUAAUGAAAUAGUUUAUUUUUACAUUGUGUCUUAUAAUCUAAGGGUAAUAGAGCCUGCAAGAAACAAUAACAAUAAAGUACACCUUUGCCAAGAUAAAGUAGUUUUUAAGCACUGUUUGCUGGUUUUAUCACAGAAAGCAAUAGUAACAGAUAUCGUGUUCCCUCCUGUCAUCUUGAUCUCUUUUUAAAAUGCUGGGGGUGAGCUUGGCCCUUCUAAUGUCCUGCUACUAUGAUGGUGCAAAAUAAGGUGUUCAAGAUAAUAUGGUUAAUGAUAUUCCAGGUUUUAGGAACAACUUUUGUUUAUAUACUGUAAUUUAAAUAAAUUGCAUUUACAUGCCUAGUUUCUGUAAUAUUUGUGUAUACAAUACCAAAAUCACACAAGAUGUAAAUUGUGUAUAACUGCACAGAGUUCUUUCCCUGGAUGUCUAGGAACAUUUAAGUUUUAAUUCAUAUAUUCUAAAAUGACUCUAUGUGACUGUUGAUUUACAUAAUUUACAUAUCACAAAAGCUAACUAUUUGUGGUACUUAAAUUAAUAAAAGUGAUUUUCUGAGUUCCUUUACAAAUAAGCAUUACCCAGUUGAUCUGGCAAUGACUCUACGUACGAGCCUCUACUACUGAUAAUUUUCCCAUUGCAUUUUUUCUUUUCUUUUCUAGAUAGUAAGGUUUUUUGCUAUUGUUUGUGUAACAACUGGUAUUCAUGUUAUCUAUGUUGCUGUAAUUUUUGUGCUUUAAUUCCUCUUAUUUUAAACUGAUUAAAACAAAAUCAAGCUCCUGUAACUUGCACUUUCCCUACUCCUUACUACUCUUGUAUGGCAACCAAAAUUACUGUAAGAAAUAAAUAUAAUAUUGCACUAAGGUUGUGGUUCUGAUUGCAAACAGUAAAACAGUCUGAAUUGUUUGUUUUUCAGAAGAGUUGCCAGUUCUACUAUUUGAUAUUAUAGAAAACAUUUUUAAAACUAAAUUUACUUCUAAUUUAGCUCCAGUGAGGUGCCUGACUAUUCAAUUCAGAGUUAAAUCAUACCGAUUUAUCAUCAAGAUAAAUCAAACAAUAAAUGAGAAUAACUCAAUAAAUGAGAUCAAAUUAGGUUGGAUCAUGAGCAAAAACAUCCAUUUAUGUUAGGAGGUAUUGAUUUCUUGCUUUGAGGUCUGAUUUAUUAAGUGGUUUUUGAAAAAAUAAUAUUUCUGUGUAUUUUAGUUCAUGAUUCAGCCAUUAAAUUAUAAGUUUGGUCAAUUACUGUUAAGAUGCUGUAUGAGAACACGUUACAGACAAUAAGCAAGAGCCUUGAUCCAGAAAUCCUCACGCUCUGGGCUGCGUGCAAGGAUCUCCAUCACCACACAGAUGGUUUUCCUCUGUUUAUACAUCCAACAAGGCCGAUCACUCAUGUGGUGAAAGCAUCAAGAUUUGUGUCACCUUUUUAUUGGGACAGGAGCCACACUUCCACAGAGCUGAAUACGCUCUCCUCCUUUUGCAGUUAUCUUUUGCACAUGACAGAUUUAUAUUCAGAAAGGAUGAUUGGGAGAAAAAUACAUUUCACGUAUCCAUGUAAAAGAGAUAUCAGCAUCAGGACUAUGCUUCCUGUUGCUAAGAUUCUGCAGUGAGACUUCAUUAAUGCAUAUAGGAGUUCUCAGUUUUUUGUUCCAACAAGGAAAGGUCGGAGUGUUGUGUGGUUUCCGGGCUGUAUAGCCAUGUUCUAGUAGCAUUUUCUCCUGGUUGUUUCACCUGCAUCUGUGACUGGCAUCUUCAAAGGAUCCUGCCAUACAGCCCCGAAACCGCACAACACUCUUGUGAUUCCAGCCUUGAAAGCCUUUGACAAUUCAAGGAAAGGUUGGCUAUUCUAAACCCUAGUUUUUGUCAUCUGACCCCCACCCCAUGCUUUAAAUUGUUUGAAAUGUGAAAAAAAUGCCUUAAAUGCAAUCAUCAAAUUUAUAAUACAUAAAUAGAGCUUAUGACUUGUAUCAAUAAGCCAUGGAUAGAAACUUCCAAGUAUCUGCAUUGUGUUUCAUAAUUCAGGGAAUUUUUAUUUUCUUUAAUUCCUUAAUUUAACGUUUGGUUAUGGCUUUACAUUGGGCCAAUCCUCUCCAAAAUCCACCAUUUUAAAGCUGCACACCAGCCUAGUCCCGGAGAAGAGAGUCAUGGAAGCUGCAGAUAAGCAUCCAACUGUUUUCUUAUAGAUAGACAUUCAGUAACGGAAAUCCACAGAGAAUUCUGGAUGUCUUCCAGAGGCUCCUAUAGAUGUUGUCAUUGCUCUGUGACCAACAAUAGGAAAAAAUUUCCCCUAAUCCCUGAAACAACCCAAAAAUGAGUUGCAGUGGUGAAAUUCUUAUGCUCUUGCAACUGAAUAACAGGAUGCCAGCCAUUUGAUAUUUUCUCAUGAUUCUGAUAACAAAAAAGAUAUAUUUAUACAGUUAAUACUAAUUGUUCCACACACAGUAUAUGAAUUUUUAUUAAUAGGAUCCCCCCACACUGUGAAACUACUGGGGAUAUGUGUGAGUUCAGUCAAUGCUUUGUUCAUUCAAGAAACUAUUAGUAAAGGGAUUGUACUGGGACUUCCUCUUUGUGUUUCACUAUUUUGAUGUUGGAGCAAAUAUCAAAGACUUGCAUCAACUGGCAUAAUAUUCAAGAACACUACCAGCACAGACCACAAAUUAUAUAAUGUACAUCAGAGCACAGUAAAUAAAAGAAAGCAUGUGCCUCAGAUGCUUGAAACCCGACUUGUACAAAAUCAUGUAUCAAAAUGAUGUCAAUGAAAAGAACCAUUUCAACAUCAUUGUAUUGUACAUACAGUGCCUGUUUUCCGAAUCAAAAAGUUCAUUAGUGCACAGCUUUUUAAAACGAUUUAAAUUGCUUAAUGUUGAAAAAGAUUUAUUGGCAGUCUACUCUCAAUAAAACUGUAACUUGAUGAAUCACCUUGAUUUCAAAUAAAGUUGUGCUGCAGUUGUUUCCCAAUAAUAAAUUUGUACAUCUGU
Messenger RNA from Anolis carolinensis (green anole), 12526 nucleotides. It is a transcript of the gene shank2, whose product is annotated as SH3 and multiple ankyrin repeat domains 2. Gene Ontology annotation, molecular function: synaptic receptor adaptor activity; ionotropic glutamate receptor binding. The transcript is spliced from 25 exons. Bases 482 to 6127 code for a protein of 1881 amino acids. The record is from RefSeq and is a predicted model, not a curated record. Lineage: Eukaryota; Metazoa; Chordata; Lepidosauria; Squamata; Anolidae. Gene Ontology annotation, cellular component: postsynaptic membrane; dendritic spine; postsynaptic density.